AUUUGAAUCAAUCCGUAUGCUCAGAAACCUCAGUAAUUUAAAAAGAAACAAAAAUUGUUUUAUAUAAGACAUUUUUCAAGUCAUUACACAUCUCUCCUGACUUCAGGUCCUCCUGGGAAACGUGGCCGGAUGGGCAGAAGAGGCGACCCUGGACCCCCAGGCACACCUGGGCGAGACGGUUACCCGGGUCCACUCGGUCUGGAUGGCAAACCUGGUAUCCCUGGACCUAAAGGAAGCCAGGGUUUGCCAGGACCAAAAGGAGAUAAGGGUGAUCAAGGAGACACCGGGCCAAGGAUGGUCUUUCCUCGUUACGAUCACAGCUACAUCUCGGCCGAUCAGCCCACUUUCCAGAGGCGUAUGCUGAAGGGUGAUCAAGGACAAGCUGGCCCACCUGGACCUCCAGGCCCUCCUGGAGCACCCGGUGCAAGAGGACCCCCAGGAAACACAGGGAAGGAUGGUCCCCGCGGCCCACCUGGAGAACCAGGUGCUCCUGGACAAGAAGGAAUGGAGGGAAAAAGCGGUUUACCAGGAAAACCGGGUGAAGCUGGUGAUCAGGGUUACCCAGGACCACAGGGACCCCCAGGGCCAAAGGGUGAGCAGGGAGAGCCAGGUCCUCAGGGUGACAGAGGAACCGAUGGUCUGCCAGGCUUAAAGGUGAGCGCUGGGUGAAGUUGUUUCUGUUAUGUGUG
Molecule: messenger RNA, 689 nt
Organism: Cyprinus carpio (common carp)
Lineage: Eukaryota; Metazoa; Chordata; Actinopteri; Cypriniformes; Cyprinidae
Product: collagen alpha-1(XXIII) chain-like
Exons: 13
Coding region: 130-669 (179 amino acids)
Source: RefSeq, a predicted model, not a curated record